Darwinula stevensoni is the source of this 1083-nucleotide messenger RNA. NCBI's taxonomy places the organism in Eukaryota, Metazoa, Arthropoda, Ostracoda, Podocopida, Darwinulidae. The record is from the annotation of a GenBank genome assembly.
AUGAUGAUAGUUGAUGCCACUCUACCUGAAGAGGUUGGCAAAAACAACACAGAAUGCAUUAAACACGACAGGUAUGAGACUGGAACCGUUGUAGAAUACGAGUGCAACCAGUAUUAUAUUCUCAAGGAAUCACGGCGUCGGAUUUGCAAAACGAACGGACAAUGGAGUGGAAGAAAUCAAUUCUGUGAGCCGGGUGGAAAACCUUCAGGAAUUGGAAAGUGGCCUUGGCAAGCUGCCAUUUAUGACAUCAAAAAUGAGCUCCUCAUUUGCGGAGGGGCUCUCAUACGAGAAGACUGGGUUCUGACCGCCGCUCAUUGCCUCGCCGUGGAUGGUGCUACACGACCUCGGCUCAAAGAAGAUUUCCUCGUUUAUUUAGGAAAACACUACCGUAAUGACUCCUUUGACGACGAAUUUGUAGAAAAUAGGAAGGUUUCUAGGGUCAUCCUUCACAGUGGCUUCAACCGAUACAACUACGACUCUGACAUUGCCUUGUUGAAACUAAGCCACCCGGUAGAGUUGACCGAGCGGGUGCAAUUGAUAUGCCUCCCGACAUAUCAGUUCCUUCACUUCUCCGAGGCAAAUCUUGAUAAUGGAAAUAGAGGAUGGGUGGCUAGUUGGGGUGCAAAUGGUUCGGAUAUCCUCAGUGAUGUAUUGACGGAGAUUGAAAUUCCAGUUUUAUCAAAUGCCAACUGUCAUAGAGAGACCAUAAAACGAAUGGGGAAAGGCGCCACACAAAGACUUAACUCGCAGUCUUUUUGUGCCGGCCACGACGAGGAAGCUUCUGAAGAUUUCCAAAUGGUGUGUCCUGGGGAUUCAGGAAAUCCGAUGGUCUUCUAUACUCAGGCCUUGAGGCAAUGGCAGAUUGAAGGAAUCGUGAGCGACACUCUCAGCAAGGGGCUCUGCUCCAGGAAGCGUCUAGGCGAAUAUGGCAUUUUCACUAGAGUCAACCGGUUUCUGGAUUGGAUCCUUCGAAAGAUUGAUGACGCACGAUGAGGACCUCUGAUUAUUCCCUAGAAUGUCAUGAGUUUCACUCAUAACUUGUACUAUGCAAAAUAAAAAUAAAAAACAUUAUCCACGUUAAAC